Molecule: messenger RNA, 501 nt
Organism: Fomitiporia mediterranea MF3/22
Lineage: Eukaryota; Fungi; Basidiomycota; Agaricomycetes; Hymenochaetales; Hymenochaetaceae
Exons: 2
Coding region: 1-501 (166 amino acids)
Source: RefSeq, a predicted model, not a curated record
AUGUUUGUAGACAUGGACCCUACUACACCAACUGCCACCCCUACUGUCCUGCUGGAUCAGCAGUUACAAGCAGAACUAGCUCAAUACGUACAGACCUCCAUCCAGGAGGCCUUUGCCAACCAUGUGCCCCCAGCCCCUUUGGAACCCGUUCUGAUCGUUCUGGAAGUCACAACCUGUUCCAGAAAGAAAGUGCAUGUAGCCUGCCCUUUGGACUUCAAUGGGCAGCACUUCAAGGACUUCCAGUGCCAAGUCGAACUAUACAUGGCUGCUGCUUUGACUGAUCUAUCCUCAGAUCUCAAUUGUGUCCUAUUCGUCCUCUCCUUCAUGAAGGAAGGCAAUGCAGCCACCUGGGCCCAGAACUGGAUUGAAGGUCAUCAGAUUGGAAGCCUGAUCCAACUUCAGAACAACGAGUCGUACUUGGAAUUCAUGGGGCAGCUCUGUGCUUCCUUCAUCAAUCUGAAUGAGAAGCACAAUGUGCAGAACAAGCUUGUGUCUCUGUGA